AUGGAGGAACAUGUGUCUAAUGCUAAUGAACCUAAUGCACUUGCUCCAUCUAAGUCAAUCCCUGAGAAUAGUGCUAGUAAAAAGAAACCUCCUACUAUGCUAGUUGAAAAUUAUUUUGCCUUUAGGACAACUCCAGGUUCCCAAUCAGGCAUUAAGAGUGCAUUUGCAACUAAAGAAGCACAACACAGUGCAAAAAUGGCCAUUGCUAAAUGGGCUAUCAUCAAUUGCAUUCCAUUUAAUGCAUUAGAUUGCCCAUUUUUUCAAAAAGCUGUGGAUGCUAUUGCUUCAAUUGGGUCGGGGUUUAAGGGUCCUACAGCUUAUAAAUUUAGAGUUAACUUGUUGAAUAAUUGGAAAAAAGAAUUAUUUGUGAAAUCUGUUGAUGCUUCUAAUUUAGUGAAAGAUGCCAAGACUUUAUUCUUAUUGUUUUCUGAAGUGAUUGAGUGCGUUGGUCCUAAAAAUAUUGUGCAUGUAGUGACUGAUAAUGUUGCUAUUUAUGUAGCAUGUGGAAAGUUGGUUAAAGAGAAAUAUAAAAGUAUUUAUUGGUCACCUUAUGCUACUCAUUGCUCGAAUCUUACUUUGAAAGACAUUGCAAGUAUGUCUCAUGUGUCACAACUUGCAACAAAGGCAUCAAAGAUCACUGUGUUUGUUUAUAAUCAUAUGGUCUUCCUGUCAUGGCUCAGAAAAAGAAAGGGUUGGAAAGAAAUUGUGCGUCCUGGUGUGACAAGGUUUGCUACAACAUUUAUCACAUUGCAUAGCAUAUAUAUGCAUAAGCAUGACUUGCAAGCUUUAAUCACUGAUAAGCAUUUUGUGAAUCACAAAUUAUCAAGGAUUGAAGUCGGAAUAAUUGUUAGUGCCAUCAUAUUAGAUAAUCAAUUUUGGAAUGAAUGUCUUGAAGUUGUGAAGAUUGUGUCUCCUCUUAUAAAGUUGUUGAGAAUUGUUGAUUUAGAUGAGAAGCCUCCUUUGCCUUAUGUUUAUGAAGGCAUGCAAAGGGCAAAAAAAGCAAUUAAAGCAAUCUUCAACAACAAGAAAGACCAAUACAAGCCUUACACAGAUAUUAUCCAAGCCUGA
Prosopis cineraria is the source of this 1068-nucleotide messenger RNA. RefSeq lists its product as uncharacterized. The transcript is spliced from 2 exons. Bases 1 to 1068 code for a protein of 355 amino acids. The record is from RefSeq and is a predicted model, not a curated record. Lineage: Eukaryota; Viridiplantae; Streptophyta; Magnoliopsida; Fabales; Fabaceae.